This is a messenger RNA of Schistocerca gregaria, 1339 nucleotides long. Its product is annotated as tRNA (adenine(58)-N(1))-methyltransferase catalytic subunit TRMT61A-like. Gene Ontology annotation, biological process: tRNA methylation. Lineage: Eukaryota; Metazoa; Arthropoda; Insecta; Orthoptera; Acrididae. The transcript is spliced from 3 exons. The record is from RefSeq and is a predicted model, not a curated record. Gene Ontology annotation, cellular component: nucleus; tRNA (m1A) methyltransferase complex. The coding region runs from base 300 to 1283 and encodes 327 amino acids.
CCUGGAAUUCGUCACGCCAACCAUGACCCACGAAGGCCCCGUCUCCCUAACCCUGGAAAACCCGAACCAAAAAAAAACAACUCUAACCAACGUCCUGUAUUGUUCCAACGACAAAACACUCCUCGACUCCUUCUUCGAAACCCGAAGCGAUUCGUCCAUAUUCGACUAUUGGACUGGCGAACAAUAAAAAAAAAUUAAAUUUCGCUGACAUUCAGUCCACUCAACCCCAUUAAACCCCUCAUUCCCCUCCUUGACGACGCGAACUCCCCCUCCAGAUAAGCCCACUUCGAAACCCAAGAAUGGACCUCCAACUCGACCAGACGCAACCCGCGGAAACACCGCACCACGCCGAAUCCGAACUCAUUGGUGAAAACAGCCACGUAAUCCUCUUUUCAACGCGCGACAACGCCCAUUCGCUCAUCGUUCGCAAGGGACAAAUCUUCGACAACAAACUCGGCCACUUCUGCCACGAUAACAUGAUCGGACUCACUUAUGGAUCAAGGCUCUACGCUAAACAUCCGUCUUCGAACUGGAUGAUCGUGCUUCGCCCGUCUCCAGAGCUCUGGGGCCUAAGCUGCACUCACAGAACGGAAAUCACAUAUCAAACUGACACAGCCUUGAUCCUCGCAUCUCUGAACAUAAAACCAGGCUCUAUCGUCUUCGAAACCGGAACCGGAACCGGAUGCUUCACCUUCUCUCUCGUCAGCGCCAUCAAACCAAACGGCCACGUCUACACGUUCGAAUACCACAGCGUCAGACACAAAGAGGCCAUCGUGGACUUCGAACGCACCGGCAUAAGCCCGUGGGUCACUUGUAUCCAAAGAGACACAGUCGAAACCGGAUUCCCAGCCGAACUCGACAACACGGCAGACGCCAUCUUCCUGGACCUUCCGUCUCCCUGGGAAGUCAUUCAAUAUUGUAAAAAAUCACUGAAACACGACGGAAUGCUUGCUUCUUUCUCCCCGUGCAUCGAACAAGUCCAACUCACCACCGCCGCACUCGCCAACGAGGGAUUCGCAAACGUAGAAACCAUCGAAUGCCUUCUCAGAACUUACGCCGUCAAGGAAAUACUCGACGCUCCAAACUUCUACGCGCCGCCUCAAAACGCCAUCGACCACCAUCCUGCCAAAAAAACCAACUCCACCACGCCAACCUGUCAGGACCACGACCCAACGCCCAACGCGCAAAGGAAAAUACCGGUCGCCAAACCUCACAAAACCAUGAAAGGACACACCGGAUUUCUCACGUUCGCGAGAAACUAUAAACUCCACUCCGCCCCUUGACUUCGCCAUCGAUCCACUGAAGCGCCCGUUCGUGCCUUUUUUUUUUUUUUCGAGGG